AUGGAUGCACAAAUAUAUGUUCUACAUAAAGAAGAAAACCAAUCACCCUGGGGCACACAGACCCCAGAGAAGCCUGAGAACAAGGCCAAGUUCUCCAUCCCUUCUGUGACACAGCAACAUGGGGGACAAUAUCGCUGUUACUGUUACAGCUCAGCUGGCUGGUCAGAGCGCAGUGACACCCUGGAGAUUGUGGUGACAGGACCCAUUAUAGCCUCCAGCCUGCCAACAUCAUUGCCCAUGCCAACAGCUGGUGCUCUCCCUAAGCCUAUCCUCAUGGUACAACCAGACUUUGUGGUCUCUGCACAGACUACAGUGACCUUCUUGUGUGAGGGGACCACAGGAGUCAAAGAGUACAGUCUCUACAAAGAUGGACACAAAUAUUUAAGGCACAUAGAGAUUCCACGGAAUCCCAAGACCAAGACUGAAUUCUCAAUCGCAGAAAUAGAUCACCGCCAUGCAGGGCGAUAUCACUGUCAAUAUCAGACCCAUGAUGGAUGGUCAGAGUACAGUGACUCCCUGGAGCUAGUGGUGACAGGAGUCUACAGUAAACCCAGCUUGUCAGCCCAGCCGAGCCCUGUGGUGACUGAAGGAGGGAAAGUAACCGUCCAGUGUGUCUCAGGGCAGUCAUAUCACAGGUUUGUUCUGAUGAAGGAAGGACCUCAGAAGCUCUCCUGGACACUGGACUCGCAAUAUAACUCCCAUACUAGAAAGUACCAGGCCCUGUUCUCUGUGGGCCCUGUGACCUCCAGACAAAGGUGGAUAUUCAGAUGCUACAGCUUCAACAAGAACAGUCCACAGGUGUGGUCAGAACCUAGUGACCCCCUUGAGCUCCUGGUCUCAGGGACCCUCCACAAACCCACCAUCAAGGCUGAGCCAAGCUCUAUGGUCUCUUCCGGGAGUGCUGUGACCAUCUGGUGUCAGGGGACCCUGCAUGCAGAAAUAUGUGUUCUGCAAAAAGAGAGAAGCCAAACACCCUGGGACACACAGACCCCAGAGAAGCCUGAGAACAAGGCCAAGUUCUCCAUCCCUUCUGUGACACAGCAACAUGGGGGACAAUAUCGCUGUUACUGUUACAGCUCAGCUGGCUGGUCAGAGCGCAGUGACAUCCUGGAACUGGUGGUGACAGGAAUCUACUACUACAGUAAAUCCAGCCUGACAGCCCUGCCCAGCCCUGUGGUGACCUCAGGAGGAAACAUGACUCUCAAGUGUGUCUCACAGGAUGAAUAUAGUGAACUCAUUCUCACCAAGAAUGACCAGAAGUUCCUCAGCUCUCAGAACUCACAGUAUAUACACCAUAUUAGGCAAUGGCAAGCCUUGUUCUCCAUAGAUCAUGUAACACCAGACCACAGAGGGACAUUCAGAUGUUAUGGUUACUACAACCAAGCUCCACACUGGUGGUCAGUGCCCAGUGAGCCCCUGGAAAUACACACCUCAGGCCUCUCCAAGAAGCCCUCCUUGCUGACUCACCAAGGCCAGAUCCUGGACCCUGGGAAGAGCCUCACCCUGCAGUGUUGCUCUGAUAUCAACUAUGACAGAUUUGCUCUGUACAAGUUGGGAGGAGCUGACUUCACCCACCAUGGUGUACAGUGGACCCAGAGUGGCCUCUCCUUGGCCAACUUCACACUGGGCCCUGUGAGCAGCUCUACUGGAGGCCAAUACAGAUGCUAUGGUGCACACAACAUCUCCUCUGAGUGGUCAGCCUCCAGUGACCUCCUGGAUAUCCUGAUCACAGCCUCAGAGAUCCAGGAUCACACAGUGGAGAAUCUCAUCAGGAUGGGGUUUGCUGUCAUGAUCCUCAUAGUCCUUGGGAUUCUGGUAAUUGAGGCUUGGGGCAGCCAGAAGCAGGCCCAACGUGCAGCUGAGAAGUAA
Peromyscus maniculatus bairdii (prairie deer mouse) is the source of this 1869-nucleotide messenger RNA. The record is from RefSeq and is a predicted model, not a curated record. Lineage: Eukaryota; Metazoa; Chordata; Mammalia; Rodentia; Cricetidae.